AUGGCCAAUUUCAGCGGACACAACCUGACGCUGGUCGGGUCGAGCCUCUACUGCUAUGGCGGUUACUUCUUCGAGAAGUACAACACCACCGUGCGCGUGAUGGAGACGGGCACGCGUACGACGCUCGAGUCGGACAUGAAGAACGCGUUCAUCACCAACGACUUCGCGGAUGUGACGUUCCGCUUCCCGAACGAGGACAACGCGCUGAUCAAGGCUCACAAGAUCGUGCUCGCCUCGCGAAGCCAGAAGUUCAGAGACCUGCUACAGGGACGCGAUGAGGAGGGCCUCACGAUCGACAUCAAUGACAUCCCGCGAGAGCUCUUCCAAGUGCUCAUGGAGCUGUGCUACACCGACCACUUGACCUCGUGCCCGCACCGUGCCCAGCAGCUGCUGUCGCUCGUCAAGGCGUACAUUCCGCAGUCCUACAAGCGCACGCUCGCCUGUCUCAUCCAGAAGGGCAAGGUGGCGUCAUCGCUGGGAGACGACCUGAGGCAGAACGCGCUCGGCUCGCCCUUGUUCUCGGACGUGAUCUUCGAGGUGGAAGGACGCGACGUGCCGUGCCACAAGGUGGUCAUCACCUCCCGCUGCCCUCAAUUCCAGGCCAUGUUCCUUUCUGGUAUGAGGGAAAGCACGGCAGAGAAGAUCCCACUCGACCUGCACUACCCGAUCUUCCUCAUGUUCUUGGAGUUCCUCUACACGGACGACGUCGACUUCGCCAAGGUGUCACCCGAUGAUGUGAUCGAGCUGUUGGGCGUGGCCAACCAGUACACCCUGGACCAGCUGACCGACAGAUGCGACCGCGAGCUGCAAAAGUUCAUCGACUUCGAGAAUGUGGUGGUUCUGUUCCAGGCGGCGUCGCUCUAUCACGCCGAGCGGUUGCGUUCCUCGUGCGUCAAGUUCAUCCUGCGGUCCUACGACAAGCUGGAGAAGGAGGGAGUGCUCGAACAGCUUAGCGAGGACGUCGUCGAAGAGCUCAACCUUCUCAAGGAGAACAUGGACACCGACAAGUACUCGAGCAGCCUCCAGGGUCCCGUCUUGCCCAGAGCUGUUUGA
Messenger RNA from Acanthamoeba castellanii str. Neff, 1053 nucleotides. Its product is annotated as BTB/POZ domain containing protein. Gene Ontology annotation, molecular function: ubiquitin protein ligase binding. The coding region runs from base 1 to 1053 and encodes 350 amino acids. The transcript is spliced from 5 exons. The record is from RefSeq and is a predicted model, not a curated record. Gene Ontology annotation, cellular component: cytoplasm. Gene Ontology annotation, biological process: regulation of proteolysis; proteasome-mediated ubiquitin-dependent protein catabolic process. Lineage: Eukaryota; Discosea; Longamoebia; Acanthamoebidae.